UGGGGGUGGCGCUGCCGGGCCCGUUACUUGUCCCCGCGUGUCCCCGCGUGUCCCCGCGUCCCGCCGGGCAGCAGGAGGAGGCGACGCUGCGGCUUCGACAUGGGGGACCCCGAGACGCUGGGGGCGCUCGGGGAGCUGGGGGGGCGGUGGCCGCCCUUGGCUCCGCCCAUAGCCCCGCCCCCGCCGGGCCCCGCCGAGGUGGAGAUCACGUGGCAGGAGAUCCUGUCGCUCAGCGAGCUGCAGGGCCUGGACGUGUCAACCGCCCCCCCUUUCCCCCCAGCGCCCCCUCCGCUUUCCCCCCCCGCUCCCCCGCCGCUCCCGCCCCGCUGGCCGCUGCCGCUGCCGCCCGAGGCGCUGGUGGCGCUGCCGGCCGAGUCGUUCCGAGCCGCGCUGGGCCGGGCCCGCCUGUCGGGGGCGGAGGUGGCGCUGGCCCGCGACAUCCGCCGCCGGGCCAAGAACAAGGUGGCGGCGCAGAGAUGCCGGCGCCGCAAGCUGGAAGCGAUCGCGGGGCUGCGGGAGGAGCUGGGCCGCUUGGGACGGGAGAGGGAGCGGCUGCUCAGGGUGCGCGGGGGGCUGCGCAGGGACCUGGCCAGGGUGGCGGCCAUGGUGCGGGGGGUGCUGGGGGACGGGGGGGACCUGGGGGUGCUGGGGAAUGAGGGAGUGAUGGGGAGUGGGGGGGUCCUAGACAAUGCGGGAGUGAUGGGGAAUGGGGGGGGUCCUGGACAAUAG
Columba livia (rock pigeon) is the source of this 729-nucleotide messenger RNA. RefSeq names its product nuclear factor, erythroid 2 (gene NFE2). Gene Ontology annotation, biological process: regulation of transcription by RNA polymerase II. Gene Ontology annotation, cellular component: nucleus. The record is from RefSeq and is a predicted model, not a curated record. Bases 100 to 729 code for a protein of 209 amino acids. NCBI's taxonomy places the organism in Eukaryota, Metazoa, Chordata, Aves, Columbiformes, Columbidae. Gene Ontology annotation, molecular function: DNA-binding transcription factor activity, RNA polymerase II-specific; RNA polymerase II cis-regulatory region sequence-specific DNA binding. The transcript has 4 exons.